GGAAGACUCAGGAUACCCCGGUGAGUUCUGCGACUCUGGGAGAGGGUUACUUUGUCGUUGUAGGUACAGUUGAAACUGGUAGGUAUAGGUAGAAGGCACACAAAUACCUAAUCUGCUUGGCCAUCCUGGAAAGUUUGGAGGAUUUCAGAAGCACAGGAUCGGCGUACCAAGUGAGUCUCAGGUUUUCCUGAAAGGUCCUGUGAUAUACUCAACAGUUGAACAGUUGAAGUGCAAAACAACUGAAUGGCACGCAGAUUGGCAAAGAGAAGAAGAAUUAAGUGCCCCUUCACAUGAGCCAGGUGGUCGAGGCUCUGCGGCAUCCCGUUUCUUUGAAGAGAUGAAGCAUGCGCGGCUGGUGUCACAAAGGGCCUGGAUUGCGCUGUGCGUUGCCGCGGGGCUGGCGUGUUCCAUUUUCCUGCUGUCGGGCAUGCCGAAGGAAGGGAACGAGCUAGCGGCAGGUGGGGCGCUCCAGACAAGUCUCAGAAGGCACCAAGUUAUCUUGCGGCCCCAGCCAUCGCUGACUCAGCGCAGCGCCGACAUCCCGCUGGUCAUCUAUGAGCAGUACCAUGACGUCAGCUGCCAUCCACACCUCCACACGGGGAACCUGCUCUACCGGGGCCUCAACCAGGCGGCCGGCCAGCUGCGGCACACUGAUGACGUGGACGUCCCCGCGUUCUUCGAGAUCGGGAACGACGCGUACUACCAAAACUUGCUGUGCGAGUUCACGGGGAUCCUGGCGGUCGCCAACGUGCUGAGCCAGGUGCACCCGCACCGCUGGAUUGGGUUUCAGAGCUGGAAAGCCACAGAGAAGCAGAGGGCGCUGACGUCAGCAUCCGAGGAGGCGAUCCUGGCCGCGAUCGCGAAGCCGGAGUAUGCGGACGCGGUGUUCUUCUGGGCCAACGGGGGCGUGCGCGACCAUGGGUGGGGGGACGGGAUCCAGGACUUCUACGGGCAGUGCGACUCGGUGCACAUCUACUGCAGUUUGGUGUACGAGCGCACUUUCGAGCUGCUCUUCGGUGGGCGGUUAGCAGACGCCGGAUACCGUGGCCCGCCCCCCAUGCCCGUUGACGGCGGCAGCUUCAUCUUCAUGAGCUACUUCGUCAUGCGCUCGGCCGCGCUGCAGGAAUACGCGCAGCUCGUCAAGGCGUUCUUCGUCACUCUGGACCGCAUGUAUUUCCACGCGCACCGCGACGGCCAGUUCUGCAUCCUCGCACACGGCAAGGGCGUGCCGGAGCCGGAAGUGCCCGCCGCAAAAGAAUACGAGAGCUUGCACUGCUACUGCUACUUGUUGGAGCGGCUGAUCAACAUCUGGGCCUACCACUCAGGCCGGCGCAUGCUGCACGUCAACGUCGAUACGGGAGAGAUAACGGAACAGCACCCGGUGGAGCAGCGGGACACGUGGCGCCAUGUGUUCCAGGGGGAGGCGCUGUCCCGGGCGCUGAGUGCGUUCGAAAGUGAACUACGGCGGCGGAGCGAAGCGUCCGUGCUGUGGAGUCGUCUAAGUCGAUAGAAGUUUACAUAUCACUGCGUGUACAAUAAUUGUCGCCCACGUGCAUUGCGCUUGAUAAUCGCGCUCGGGUUGUUAUUUACUGAGGUGUUAAGCUGUCAUGAUUUCGCAUGGCUGCAAGGUUUUCUAGGUUGAGAAUGCGGCGGUAAUACCGAUACCUAUAGUGCCUAAAGAGUUGUACCUAGAUUGUGUUUCCACAUGUCGGCAGUCAUCCCCUGACCGACCACGAGCAUUGAAGGAGCACCGGCGAUUGUUCAUUGCAGAAGCUUACUAGUGAGGUCAAACUGUGCCCGCUGGUCAACUUUGAGCGAGGCAAACUUCUCCGCAGAGGGAGCCCCGAAAUGUACAGCAGACUGCAAGGAGUUGUUACUAACAUCUUACGACUUGGCAGUGACCACAGCCGGCUCAUUAGUUGUGGACAUGUCCCGGUCAACUUUUUGGCAAUUUGCGUACUAUUUCUUCUCAAAUGAUUGCAUGUACCAUGGGCC
Molecule: messenger RNA, 1995 nt
Organism: Klebsormidium nitens
Lineage: Eukaryota; Viridiplantae; Streptophyta; Klebsormidiophyceae; Klebsormidiales; Klebsormidiaceae
Source: the annotation of a GenBank genome assembly